CUAUUACACUAUCAAAUAUCUUUGACAAAGAUAUUGGACAAAGAAAUUUGAUUGUGUAAUACCGGCCUAAUAUACCGGUAACAAGAAAGCAGUGCUUCAUAUACGAGUGUCAUCUUUUAAUUUGCAGAAUUGUUAACGAUGAAAGAAUUGGCAAGGAGAUAUAUUCCUAAAUACUGGAGAGUGCGGCGGUCUGCUGAAGUUGUAGAAGAGGAACUCAGUGAUUAUGAAGAUUUAGACAUAAUAGAUAUGAUGCCAUAUGAUUUGGAUAUCACAUCUGUUGUGAAAGUUAAGAAUCCUUAUUUGUGGAGCUGCUACCAGCUAAAAAAGGCAGAGUACAGGAAACGAUAUGGCCACGUGUCAGAAGUAACAUUGUACCAUGCAACAGCAGAAGACAAUGUACAAUCCAUCAUUAGUGAGAACUUUGAUUGGAGGUUUUCUGUACGAACAAAAUUUGGCAGAGGUGUUAGCUUCAGUCCAGAUCUUAAGUACGCUAAUAGACAUUGUAAUAGCAAUGCUGGAUGUGCGAGAGCUAUGAUAGUUGCAAGUGUACUGGUAUCAAAUAAAUGCCAGGGUUCAUACUCUACUAAGAUACCCACCAAAGGUUGUGAUACAACUGUUGGGAACAAGGACAAAGUUUAUGUCAAGUAUUCUGAUAACGAGUUUUAUCCAGAAUAUGUAAUAUAUUAUAAUGAUGAUUCAGAGCUAUACUGAAUGAUAGAUUUUAAUUGGCAGUGAUUCUUCCAUGUUUGUAUGUGUUUUGUGGAAUAUAAUUCUGGGAUUUACAAUUUUUUUUUUCUGUCUCAAGUUUAGUGCCACUAUAUUCUUACCCUAUUUACAUAUUGAAAAAAAUCUAUGGAAAAUGUGUCAUAUAUCUUAAAAAUAAAUAAAACUAUUCUUACACAUUUUGAA
This is a messenger RNA of Schistocerca serialis cubense, 909 nucleotides long. Its product is annotated as protein mono-ADP-ribosyltransferase TIPARP-like. NCBI's taxonomy places the organism in Eukaryota, Metazoa, Arthropoda, Insecta, Orthoptera, Acrididae. The record is from RefSeq and is a predicted model, not a curated record. Gene Ontology annotation, molecular function: NAD+ poly-ADP-ribosyltransferase activity. Bases 139 to 711 code for a protein of 190 amino acids. The transcript has 2 exons.